Messenger RNA from Sturnus vulgaris (Common starling), 1164 nucleotides. The record is from RefSeq and is a predicted model, not a curated record. Lineage: Eukaryota; Metazoa; Chordata; Aves; Passeriformes; Sturnidae.
AUGGCGAGCGGGCCGCGGGGCUCCUGGAGCGAGUGGCCCGUGGAUCACUUCCUGCGCACCGGGAGCAUCGCGGCCAGGGACGGCGCCGCCGUGCGCUGGUUCCACGCCGCCAACAGCCGGGCCCGGGCGGCGGAGGCCGCGCGGAGUGAUGUGCACAUGGUGGAGGUGGAUGUUCUCCUCCGGGGAGGGCAUGGGGACCCCAUCCUGGCUCACCCCCCGGACACUGACAGCGACAUCACCCUGCAGGAGUGGCUGGCACAGAUGGGCAGCACCGAUAAAGGCAUCAAGCUGGACUUUAAGAGCCUGGCCGCCGUGGGACCCUCUCUGGAGCUGCUGGGGCAGCUGGAGCAGCCGCUGGCCGGGCCCGUGUGGCUGAACGGGGACAUCCUGCCCGGGCCCCGCGGCAGCUGCGCGCCGCUGGACGCCCGCGCCUUCCUGGGCGCUGUCACCUGCUCCUGCCCCGGCGCCACCCUGUCCCUGGGCUGGACCACGGCCUGCCACCCUCUGAGUGUGUCCCCAGGCUACCAGUGGCCCAUGGUGCAGGAGAUGUCCCGGCUGUGCCAGCCCCUGUCCCAGCCCGUCACCUUCGCUGUCAGAGCCGCGCUGCUGCCCAGCUCCAUCCCACAGCUCCAGUGGCUGCUCCAGCAGUCACACAGAUACAGCCUCACUGUUUGGGCAGGAAAGGAAGAUGUGUAUUCUGUAGAAGACUUGCUUCUCAUCCGGGAGAACUUUGAUAAAAGCAGGGUUUAUUAUGACAUUUUUGAGCCACAAAACUCUGAAUUCAAGAAAGCCAUUGGAAUAGAAUGCUAAAUGUGAAGCAGGCAGUGCCUGACCCUAUAAUGCUUUAUGCUGUAAAUCCCUUUAACUGUGAGGAUUGUUUUGCCCAAGGAAAUGCAUUUUCCUUGCCAGGAGGACCAUGGCUGUGGUUAUUGGAGGAGUUGUUGUGUUUGAGGCCCCUCAAAUAGAAAUGUAGGGGAUUGGCUUCUGCCGAACACCACGGACAAUGCAGGGAAAACCACAGAUUUCUCCCACAGUAACAGAGGACAUUUUAACUUCUCAAUUAAAGCUAAUGCCCCGAGAAGCAUUACUUUGGCAACUUCUUGCCCUCCUUUUCCCCUUCCUCUCACAUGCUUCCUGUGGGAAUUUUGUUAACUCAGAUACUGU